UUUCGGCCACCUCGAAGGUUACGGAAGUAAAUCAACAUGGCGACGAUAAUAAUCUCCAGUGAAGUUGUGACGAGUUGUCUAGUAAAAAUGUCACUCUCGUGUUAACUGUUGACCUUCAAUAUCCUUCCACAUUGUAAGAUGAUGCUCAGAAUCAACUAAUUCUCAUACAGCAAAGGACUCAUGAAAGCACGACCUCUGUCCUAUCCACAUCAUCCCAAACUGAAACGAAAGCAAGAUAACGUGUACUUUCCUGGAGACAUUCACCAUUCUACCGACUACAGUCAAUGCGGUUGACCCUCCGAGCGGUUCCCCUCGGCCCCCCCGACGUCACCCCCCUCUCCCCCUGACGGUGAUGCGCUGUCAUCAUGACGGCAAUCGCUGUCUUUACCUGCCACUCCAGCUCACACCCCUUUCAGGAGCGACGGAUACCACUCAAGGAGCCGGUCAAGAUUGGCCGGUCAGUGGCCAAAGCCAGACCGACGGUUGAUAACGGCAUCUUUGAUUGUAAGGUGCUGUCCCGGAACCAUGCGCUCAUUUGGUACGACCAGGACGCCCUCAAGUUCUACCUGCAAGACACCAAGAGCAGCAAUGGGACCUUCAUCAACAACCAGCGCCUCAGCAGGGGGGCGGAGGAGAGCCCUCCCCACGAGCUCAACUCAGCAGAUAUCAUCCAGUUUGGGGUGGACGUCAUGGAGAAUUCAAGGAGAGGAGUCGUAACCCAUGGAUGUAUAGUUUCCCAGCUGACGUUAUUCAACCCAGAUGGAUCAGAGGCAAUCAGGAGUUCCCCGGCUCCAACACUAAGUUACAGCAGUACCAGUCCAACCACUAACAAUGUCCCAUCCCAGGACCUGUACCAGUUAUCACACUACCUCAAGGAGGCUCUGCAUCGUGAGCAGAUGUUGGAGCAGAAGCUUGCCGGCUUACAGAGGUUACUCUCCUCCACCCAGGAGGCGUCAGAGUGUAGCUGGCAGGCACUCAUUGAUGAGGAUAGACUACUGUCUAGGCUCGAGGUACUAGAGAGCCAACUUAGAGCAUAUUCAAAGGCCAACUCAGAAGAGAGUAUACGGAAGGAGUUGGUCGCGUUGCAAGAAGACAAGCACAACUAUGAGUCAACGGCCAAAGAGUCUCUCAAGAGGGCGCUAGAAGAGAAACUAGACGCGUGCCGGAAACUUUCGGACUUGGAGAGAAUGUUGAGUAAUUCCGAGGAUGAGUGCGCUCACAGCAAAGAGGAAGUAGAUCGUCUGCAGGUCGAGCAGCAAGCCUUGAUCACCAAGCACACGGAAGUCGCUGCCGAGCUGAAGGAAGUGGCUCAGAAACUCACCGAGGCUGAAAAGAUGCAUGCUGAUGAGGUGGAGAGACUGACAAUCGAGAAAACGGAGCUGGAACGGAAGGUUGACAUCGCAUCCCGGGAGGAGAUCGCGUUGGCUACCAGGAUUGAAGAGAUGCAGGCAGAGUGUGACUUUGCCAGAGAGCAGCACGCAGCCGUCAAACUUCGUUAUGAGGAAGUUCAGGAGCAGCUCAAGCACUACGUCAAGGACACAGAGAAGUCUGACAAGACGGACGAGCAAGAGAAGGAGGACACAAAUCUUAAGAUCAUCCAGGAGAACGAAGAUGACACAAGACAGAUCAUCUCUAAAGAGGACACCGACUCCACAGAUGCUAACACGUUAGACAACAGCAACAAGUCUCUUAAAGAAGACGAGGAAGACAUCGAGAAGGAUGCGAAGGAAGAAACAAAGGAGAAAGCAAAGAAACAAGAAGAUGAAGCUAAGACCAAUGGAGAGGCAACGCCUACAGAUGCCUCGCCAACCUCACCUAAUGAACCUUCGGUACAAGGAACAUUAGAACAGCAACUUGAAAGAUUAAAAGGUGAACUGGUAGACUCCGAAACCAGGCUACAGGAGAGCCAGGAGCAGGUCAACGGCCUGCAGCAGCAGCUCAAACAGGCUCAAUUGGAGGCUAUCGAGAAUAUAGCCAAAGCUAAUGCCAUUGAAGAAAAACUGAAGGAAUCAGAGAAGACAAUGGAAGAAGCUGUUGAAGAGGCUACAGUGGAUCUCAGAGAAAGAAUAGCCAAAAUGGAAGCUUUGGACAAAGAGAGAACGAGAGGGGGCCAAGUCAUUGAAGAGCCCAUGUUUGCUAAGAUGGAGGAGAGACAUCUGAGUGCUGCUCCGCCUGAUGCUAAGAACAACCUGCUAAACACGAUGCGACCUGAAGAGUUGACGGAUCUUCAUAAUCAUCUCGGCGACAAUCAAGAGUUGCUUGCUGAAGCCGCCGAUACUUCCCUUUCAGAAACCUUGCAUGAUGAUCCCACAGCUCACAUUGAUGAAAGAAUAGAAGACGCUCUACAGCAUAGUGCCAAAGAGAUAGAGAUACUGAAAGAGAAACUCCAAGCUUCAUUGAGCAAGCAGAAAAUGUACGAAGAGCAACUGGACAAGUUGAGACGAGAUUUGACAGAGAUGCAGAAGCGACAUGAAGUCUUGGUGGAGGAGAACGAGACUCUGAAAGAGCAGUUAAUCGACAGUCAGGAUGAGGCGAGAGAAGCCGUGGACAGAGCGGAAGACCUCCAAGAGCAACUUGACAGAGUGGAAAACUCAGCCAAAGAAGUCAACGAUCAGAUUCUAGAAAUAAGAGAUCAACUGAUGGAAGAGCAGCAAGUAGCUAAAGCUAGUUCUACGGAGGCUACGCAGACAAAACAGCUGUUGAGUAAAGAGCAAGAGGCCUUAAAACGUCAGGGAAGCCUGCUGGAACAGAUACAGAAACAAUUGAGAACAGUGGAGGAAAAGAGUUUGGAAACGGAAGCAUCAAUGGAUGACUAUCAAGACCAAAUAAAGACUCUUAAAGAAGAGCUGGAGAAAGAGAAACAAAAACGGCAGCAGCUGGAGAAGGAGUCUACACAAGCCAAGCAAACCGUACAGCGACUGCAGGCCCAUAGUGAAGAGUUGGUGGCUCGGAGGCAAGAAACACAGAAGAGCCAGCCCACUGCUCAUAAAAGCCAGUCUACUCCAGCCCUUUCAUCUGAAAACCUUGCCCUACAGACGAAAUGCAAGGAGCUGACGGCUAAACUAGCGGAAACGGAGGACAAACUAAAUACAACAAGAAAAGAAAGCGGCAAGUUGAAUCAGGAUGCCAACAAGCUCCAAAUCCUGCUCCGGGAGGCAGAGGCCAAACGACGGGCGCUGGAAGAUCUAGAUUUCCAACGGAAGAAAGAACUGAAGGAGUCGGCCAAGGAGGUUGAGAAGGCAAGACAACAGUUGACCAAAUCCUUAGAGGAGAAUCAACACAUGGAGGAGAGAGUACGAGCCUCGGAGCUUGAGAAGGCCAGACUAGAGCGGGAAGUACGAGAAAGCCCAACAGUCCUACAGGCCGGCCCAGCUGUAAAUACAGUUGUUCAGAUGAAGUACGUGCCCGUCAUCGUCAUCUUGAUUGCCAUCUUCGCUGCAAUUGUACAAUUCUUGGUCGCCAUGUCAUCUUCUGUAUGACAAUGCUCUUGUUAGCUGCACUGCAUGGAUAAAAACAAAAAAGGAGGAAAAACCUCCCCCCAAAAAAAAUUCAAUCAAUCAAAAACCAAUUAUAAGAUGGAAUUUUGCGUCGGGGUGAUAUAAAUCAAUAUCAAUAUAAAUCAAAAACCAAACAAACACCUGUUGCAUGCACAUUUGUAUUUAGUCACAGUUCAUGAAACUUCUGAAUUCGUCGCAGUUCAUGAAACUUCUGAAUUCGGAACAGUAUGACAAAAUCUCUUACAAGGCUGUAGACUUUUCAGGUACAAAUAGAUUCAGAACCAGAAUUUCUUGAAAAUACAUUUUCUUCAGUUUUCAUUUUUGUUUGAAAAUGGUGCGAAUUCCUCUCUGAGAUGGCUGGUAAACUUGGAGCCAUCUCAUGCUUCACUUAUCACCUCUCAUUCCAGUUGAUAGGCGGCAGAGAAUUUGGUUUCCCUGCGUUCGAUAAUUUAAAUUGCGUGGGUGCCGCCAUUAAAAUUUCAUCAAAACUGAUAAAUCUACACUGUGGGAAUGCUUUGCUUGAUUUUUUAUUUUUUUUAUUUUUUUAUUUUUUACCUUUACUUAUCAACCAAAAGUUUAUCAACUUCUGGAUAAAAAUAAAAUGCAAAAGCAAAAGGCCAAAAACAGGAUCGAAAGUGUUUGUGUUUUAGGCACACUACUCAGAGCUGUGAACUAGCCUGAAAAAAAAAGCUGCAUAAACAAUGUUUGGGAAAAGUUGAGUUUAGAAAGGGAAGGAAAACCCCUCAAAAUAACAACAAAAUAUGAUACAACAACCGUGGCGGGAUUCGAACCCAGGUUUCAGAGUUGGAUGCCAAAGAAUGUUAAUGUGACACUGAACCCUGCAAUGAGAAUUAAAUUGUUAAAAGUUUCCUCAUUUUCUUGUAAGCACAAAGGGUUCUUUCGUGUUUCAGUGAAAUGAAUUGUACGCACGAACUUAAGUGAAAUUGUUCUUGUGAAUUUGGAGACGCGGAGUUGUGCACAGUACUUUGGCCGUGUAGGUUGGGUGGUAUAUAAGCCAUCUCCAGUUGCAGAGUAACUGCCUUACAUGUCGGUAGCAGAAUUUGGAAUUGUAGAGAAAUAUUCAAAAUGUUAUUAGUUUCACAUAUCUCUGCAAGUGCAAUUAAUUUUGGCACUUUGUGAAUUAUGUAAGGAAUUUGGCAUGUUUGUUGUAUUACUUAGUUGUUACCUUAUUUCACCGUGAUAGACAAUCAUGUCCGAGGUUCAAAUCCAUGCAGUGCAGUUCUCUAUGUAUAUUUCUGUACAUAUGUAAUUUGUACACCGUAAAAAGGUUGCGUCUUUUUUGUAUUUCAAGGAAUAUAUAGUAAUCAUGUAAAUAUGUGUACCUUGGGGCUGAGCAUGAGGUUGACCUCUUGGGAUUCCAACCACCAAAAACUGACGCUCUCACACAAAAACUCAGCGACCUGACCACAAUGCAUUGUGUUUCCUGUCUAUAUGCAAUGAUGUACCAUCUUUUAGUGAAAGAGGCAGAUUUCCUGUCGUUCUGUUUUCAGAGAUUUCAAUUUAGGAAGAAAUUUUGAAAGUAAAAACCUUGUUGCUUUAUUAGUUUUUCACUGUCCUGAGUAAGACAGACUAAAUUAUCUUUAGUUGUACGUUUGUUAGAUCUUGGUGGGAAAAGUUCAAACUGCACAAAAAUGGAUCUGUUGAUGGCAACGCACAGUGAAUGAAUUAAAAACGAAAUUAUCAGAGCCAUAUAGGUGGGCGAGGACAUCCAAGAAUUUGUUUACAUUCGCUUAUCUAGCUCCCAGACCUAUGUUCUUGAAACUCAAUGGUUCUUGAGUCUGGAGUGCUGACUGGUAACACAGCAACCGAUGAAAACUGGUGUGCAUUUGAAUACAUGUCCAUGUUUUCAUCGGAUGACGUCAGCCCCCCCCCCCCCCCACCCCAACCCACCCUAUAUUGAAAGUCUGGAUUCUUUUCUUCUUUUUUUCCAAAUGAGUGUAAGCAGGGAACGGUUAAAUUUGGCAUGUAGGGUGGUCAAGUAAUAUCAAAGUCUGCCAAAUUUUUCCCAUUGUUCCAUUUUAUUUUCAAUAACAAACCAUUUUGAGGUCCUUUUCUCUAGCAUUCUGGGAAAGGUGAUCUCGUAGAUUAAUGUCACGUAGAUUAAUGAGGUAAUUGUUAGUCAAAUAUCUGUUUGCUUGAGCAGACGUGCCACAUAAUACCUCAAGUGUGUUUCAUAUGGAGAGAAUAUAAAUUUAAAUAGGCGAUAAUUCAAGGUUUAACUUGACAUCAAGGUUUCUGGAGGUUUUACCGGGUUUUGCGGGAUAUCGUUUAAUGAAUUUUGCAUUCUUCUCUAACCCCACCAAUAAUUGUUUAAUAGUGUCCUAAUGAGCAGAAUUAAUGGCAUCGAAAUCUGUCUGUGUAUGCAUAUCUCGUCUUCCACAUAGUUAGGCCCACAUUAAGCUCAGGCCUGGGAUAUGAGGAUUCAGUAUACAGAAAAUGAACAAGGACCAAAAAUUGACAUGUUUUUUUUUCAUGCUUUGAUGUAAACCCUUCCCCAAUAAAAUGUGCCAAUUUUGUACAGAUCAUGACUGUAUCACAGUUGCAUGGGCUUAUAAGCAUAAAAUAGGCUGGAGGAAAGACUAGCAAAGAUGUCUUGCUUAGCGAGAAUCAGCUAAGCAAUAUAUCCUUUCCCACGGCACUUUGCCUGGUACUGUUUUUUUCCCCCUCCGAAACAAAAAACUGUUGUAGUUUCAUGGAUAUUUAUUCUUAGGCCCUACCAAGUAUUACUUCCAAAGAAGUAUUUUCAGAAAAAAAUUGACUUCGAGAUUAGUUUGGUUGUAAUGGUCCGUGUUGUAAUUUAAUGGAAAAUGAUAAAAUCCUGUUGUCAUUAAAAACAGGAUGAAAUGAGAAUUUGAUAUUUUUGUAUGUGUAUAAUGUGUGAUUGUACAAACAAAAGAUGGGUAAGUGAAGAGUAGAUAUGUUAUUGUGUUGUACAUAGCAAGUGUAUAUCGAGUUAUGUUUGAGACGGUCCCAUUUAGGGUCUACCAUCUCUGCACGUCUGUUUCCCUGAUCUUAAUUUUCGAUUGUUGGGUAGGCUGAUAUUGUUUGGAACAGAGCAUUGGUGGAGCACACACACACACAAAUCUAGUCAUUAUGUGACCUUUGUUUUGACAUUUGAAAGGUCGUAGGUCCCUGGUCGAUAAUCAGGCCAACCAGAUAAAACGGCGUUAUGCAAAAUGGGGUCGUGGCCCCAGAAAGUUCUGGCCUCCAAAGAGAGUGUGGUCGUUAGCUUGCUGGCUGCUUAUUGGCCGACUUUUGAUUGUUUGUUAAAGUGUGACACCAGGUUUCCAACCAUCUUCCAUCCGCUACCUCCCCCGCCAUACUGCGAUUUUUUUCCCCAAAUAUUUCGACAUACCUUUUCUUUUGAAUAGCACUUCUGUCCAGAAAUCGAUUGGAAUGUGUUUUAGGGCCCUUUAAGCAUCUUCCCUGCAAGUUUCAAGCAGUUUCAUUUUUUUUCCGGCCAAAUAUUGAGAAAAAUCCAAGGGGUUAAACUUGCAUUUGUAAUCAAAGUUGGCCCAAAAUGACCUUUCUCCAAACAACACAGAAAUUCCGUUGGAGGCAAGAGGAUUAUCAAUCAAUAUUCAAACAUCCAAAUUUUUGAACGUUUUUGAUAAAAUCAUAGAUUUUGGGGGGAAACAAUUCGGCGCAAGUUUUUUUGAAUAGCACUUCUGUCCAGAAUCGAGUUGGGAUGUGUGUUCUUAGGCCCUUUAUCUUCCCUGCGAGUUUAAACAAGUAUCACUUCUUAGGGAAGCUAUAAGUCUAGCCCUGUAAUAAAUCUGACUGUAAUAUACUCUUUGCAAAAAAGCCAACAUUGUAUGGUGUAAAUAAGUUAGAUUGUCUUUGUCAUUGCGCCUAUUUAUGACAGCAAAGGCGACUGGGUGUACUGUGUAAGGAAGAAUUGAGUUUGAGUUGAAGAAUAUAAAUAAUAAAAAUUGUUUAUUAUGAACUUCA
Molecule: messenger RNA, 7469 nt
Organism: Patiria miniata (bat star)
Lineage: Eukaryota; Metazoa; Echinodermata; Asteroidea; Valvatida; Asterinidae
Gene: slmap
Product: sarcolemmal membrane-associated protein-like
Exons: 30
Coding region: 366-3479 (1037 amino acids)
Molecular function (GO): protein binding
Source: RefSeq, a predicted model, not a curated record